Coregonus clupeaformis (lake whitefish) is the source of this 2791-nucleotide messenger RNA. Its product is annotated as zinc finger protein 585A-like. The transcript has 9 exons. Gene Ontology annotation, cellular component: nucleus. Gene Ontology annotation, molecular function: RNA polymerase II transcription regulatory region sequence-specific DNA binding; DNA-binding transcription factor activity, RNA polymerase II-specific. Lineage: Eukaryota; Metazoa; Chordata; Actinopteri; Salmoniformes; Salmonidae. The record is from RefSeq and is a predicted model, not a curated record. Gene Ontology annotation, biological process: regulation of transcription by RNA polymerase II. The annotation marks the transcript as partial.
CAGACAGCCAAUCCGCUCAAGCCUUGUUAACAUGUUGCAACAAUAACACAACUUGUUUCCUCAAGAGAUAACGGCUUCAGUUUUCGGUAUGGCGACGGAUAGUGCCUCUGUGUACAUGUGCUUCCCCUGCUACCAAGAGUUUGACACCUUGGAGGAGGUGCUGGCCCACCAGCUGACCUGCACCACAGAGAACGUGGGGAGUGGGGCCCCCACCCCAGUCUCCGUUCCCUUCCUACAGACUCAGCAGCAGGUGUAUACCCGGCCCAUUGCUCCAUCGCCUGCCCCUCAGACCAAGGCCAGUGCCUCCUCUGUGCUGCCCAGCUCUGGUGCACCAGGCCUGGCCAUGGCCAGCCCAAAGAAGCCCUCCUCAGGAGACCAGCCCAAGAUCCUGUACCAGUGUGGAGACUGUGACGCCCUGUUCGACUCCCUGAUCCUCUGGCAGCAACACCGCAAACAUGGCCAGUGUCUGCAGACCAAGGCAGGACCCACCCAAUCACAACCAGGACCAGAAGAGACCGGCUCUGGAUCCGGAUCAGAACUGGCCCCAAAGGGAGGGGGGAAGCAGGGACAGGCUGAAGUGGAGGUGGACCUGGGUCCAGAUGAACCAAACGAACCAAACUCACCAGAUGAAGGAGGAGGGGGCAGAGGAAGAGAGAGGGGGAGAGGUAGAGGAAGAGGGAGAGGAAUGGGUAGAGGAAGAGGAAAGAGUCAGGAGAGGGCACAACAAACCCAGCAGCAGCAGGAUGUAGUGAAGACUGAGCUACCCGCGGAGAAAGAGAAAGAGGAGGAUGGGAUGAGUGCAGAGCACACACCAGCCACCCUGGAUCACGCGUACCUGCCAAACACCACCAACAGAGGGCAGGAAGGAGGAGAGAAAGAGCCAGCAACAGAGAGUGUCGAAGUAUCCACUGGAUCUAAAGCCUCUGAGAUCCAGGCUCAGGCAGCCCAUUCAUCUACAGAGACCCAGUCUGCAGCAGACAGCCAGUCCAUCCCCGACCCCGCUCCCUCCCAGGAGCCCCCCAGCCCCCACCCCGCUCCCUCCCAGGACCCCCCAGACCCCGCUCCCUCCCAGGACCCCCCAGACCCCGCUCCCUCCCAGGACCCCCCAGACCCCACUCCCUCCCAGGACCCCCCAGACCCCACUCCCUCCCAGGACCCCCCAGACCCCACUCCCUCCCAGGACCCCCCAGACCCCACUCCCUCCCAGGACCUCCCAGCCGAUAACCCUGGGGAGGAGCAGACGUCCUACUACUUCAGGAUGAAGGCAGCCAAGAAGCUCAAGCCCCCGUCCAGCCUGCUGUGUGUGGACUGUGGCUCCAGCUUCGGCAUGGUGUCUGAGCUGGUGGCCCACCGCAAGGCCCAGCAUGGCCUCAAGGAAGCCCUGCACCACUGCACCGUGUGUGGGGAGAGCUUCCUCAACACCACCCUCUUCCUCUACCACCGCAAGCAGCACAAGGAGAAGGGAAAGGAGGGGGUUACACAAGCCCAGGCCCAGGGAGGACAGACGCAGAAUGCAGAAGACCAGGAUUAUAAAACCGUAACAGUGCAGCAAGAGGUGGUGGAAGAGAUGGUGGAAGAGUCUAAAGAGGAGACAGCGGGGGUGGCUGAUUCCCAGAACAAUGGAACUGAUGAGCAGGACCAGGAUGGUACCCCCUCUACUUCCACUGUCUCUACCUCUGCUCCGGUUCAGGUGCCCAAGGUGGUCCAGGGCCAGAGUUUCCUGUGUGCCCAGUGUGGAGCCAGCUUCAGUAAAGAGCCAGAGCUCAGUACCCACCGUAGGGACAAGCAUGGCCUGAACGAGCUGCUCCACCACUGUUCCCAGUGUGGCCAGAGCUUCAUGAACACCACCCAGUACCUUUACCACCGACGCCAGCACCGUGGGGAACCAGGGACUGGGGCAGGAGCAGCCACGGCCCCCCAGGGAAGCCCCCGCGCCCCCAAGAGGAUGCUGUCCCCCCCUUCCGCCUCGUCCAGUGCUGCGUCAGGCUCACCGGCUAAAAGACCUGCUAUCAGGAUACGCAGCAUCAACAAUCUCAAAGACAAGGGUAAAGAGGUGAAUCCAGUCAUCCUUAAGGAAGAGCAAGAGGAGAAGACUGUAGCGGAGGAACAACCUGACACCAACCUCCCCCCUCCAGCCAAGCUGAUGCAGGACUGGUCCCGCACCCCUCUCCCCCACGUCUGCCCCCACUGUGGCCAGACCUUCACACGCAGGGGGUUCCUCCGCGCUCACGUCUUCAGCCACACUGGAGAGAAGCUCUUCACCUGCAAGGUGUGUCAGAAGUCGUUUGCGUCCUCUCCCAACCUGCUGCGCCACAGCCUGACCCACAUGGGCACCAAACCUUUCCCCUGCUCCGUGUGUGGCAAGCGCUUCUCCCAGCCGGGCGUCCUGAAGAGGCACAGCCUCACCCACAGCCAGCCCAAAGCCCGUCGCCGCAGGUCCCGAUGGAAGAAGCGGACACCUGAGGGGGAGGAUGGAGAAAGCCAGCUGUUUGCCUGUCCCAACUGCACUGCUCGCUUCCAGACUGACCAACAGCUGCAGGAGCACAGACUGCUCCACACCAGCCACCCGUUCCCCUGCUCUGUCUGUGGAGAGGCCUUCAAACGCAGGAAGGAGCUGGACCUGCACUCCCUCACUCACCAAGAUAAGGAGCCAGUGUUGUGCCCCCACUGUUCCUCCCAGUUCCUGAACCAGUCAGUGUUGGACAUCCACCUGCAGCGCUGUACCAGCUCAGAGGAGGACAAGACUGUGGGCCGCGGCCGGGGACAGGGACGGGGACGCUCCAUGGGACAG